AUGUUCGACGCCUCAGCAGCACAGCGAGUGCGGGCUUUCAAUUACGCUCCGCUUGUUUUCGCGUUUAUCCACUGGACGAUGGGCCUCAUGUACAUCUUCUACGUCUCCUCACUCUUCUUCUUCGUUCGUGACGUGCUGCGACCCGGUGUUCUCUGGUUCCUGCAGGAUUUCAAUGACCCCGACUACAAGCCAGUCCAGGAGAUGAUAUCUAUGCCGGUGCACACUUACAUUCAGCGACUUAUGGUGAACGUGGUAAGUUGGCUGGUACAUAAUGAUAUUCGGUUGUCAUUAUUUUCUUCUUUACUAUAUAACUAUACGUAA
Dibothriocephalus latus is the source of this 321-nucleotide messenger RNA. The record is from the annotation of a GenBank genome assembly. NCBI's taxonomy places the organism in Eukaryota, Metazoa, Platyhelminthes, Cestoda, Diphyllobothriidea, Diphyllobothriidae.